Micropterus dolomieu (smallmouth bass) is the source of this 4862-nucleotide messenger RNA. It is a transcript of the gene rnf38, whose product is annotated as ring finger protein 38. The transcript has 13 exons. NCBI's taxonomy places the organism in Eukaryota, Metazoa, Chordata, Actinopteri, Centrarchiformes, Centrarchidae. The coding region runs from base 212 to 2428 and encodes 738 amino acids. The record is from RefSeq and is a predicted model, not a curated record.
CACCAAGCGAACACAGGGCGCAUACACACACAUUCACACACACUCACACGCAGAGCUCACCAUAUUAUCGACAGAUCCGAGUCAGGAGUACAGUCGAGGAGAGCACAUUGAAGUGACGGACUAAAAGGCUUCUUCUGUGAGAGGAAACCAGUGGGAAAACGCAGAAGGGAGAGGAAAAAAAAAAGUAACAGAGGAAAUCCCCCGAAAGGAAAUGCCAAUCGCAGCCGCUGGACAGCCACCGACUCAGGAGCCUAGAGUUUGCCCCCGGCUGCCCUCCACCCCGGAGCCUGUCCCUAAAGGGGCUGAUUUAUUCGACGAGGCGGGGGCGGCGGAGUCGGCGGAGCGAACAGAGUACGGGGGCGCGGAGGGGGGCAGAGGACUCGUGGGCUAUAGUUACAGCCAGAACGGCGCUAGGGGCUUUGUACAGCCCGGGUCCAUCAACGGCUCUCCGCCGCAGUCCCCAGCCGCGUCCUCCUCUUUUCUCUUCCACCCUUUUCACCCCCACCAAAUGGCCAUGGAGCCCCCAAGGACUCGAUCGCGUUCACGGUCUGGAUAUUACCAACAGUACGGUGGUGGGAAUGGUAACGGAAUUACCGUCAGCGGUGUCAUGGGAUCUAAUCACCACCACCAUCAGCAGCAGCAACUACAUCCACAGCAGCAGCAGCACGGUACCGGUUGCGCACCACUUGGAGCUCACGGCAACCACCCGGAGAACCAGCCGCGAGCCCCAGGAAGUAACGUCUCCCCCGGCAUCCAGAGGCUGUCUUCGGUUCCCGGAGCGCACCGCAUACCGGCGGCAGGAGCCUCCGGCGGGUCCUACCACUGCCACCCAGAUCAUGCAUAUGGAGAGGAGAGUGAUAAGAGUGAGGAAAGCCCCAGUCCAAAGCGCCAGAGGCUGUCCAGCCAGUCUGUCCUGGAACAGUUAACCUCAUCUGCCCCCCCACCAUCCACCCCAUCUCCCCCCAUCCGCCCCUGGGAGUCAGGACCCCCAAGUCGGAGACAACCUCACCCCCACACACACUACCACCAGGAGAGAUGCCUCACUCCUGCUCGGCACAGACGCAGCCCGCCAGCAAGGCGACAGCGCGGUCGACUCUCCAGACCUACCCGUCACUUGCCUCCCCAUCAACACUCCUCCACCCAGGGCCCCACACCUCGCCUGUCGCCAUCAGAGCUCCAGGAUGAAAACUACCACCGCAACCUCCAUCCCUCCACACACCCGACAUACCCAACACACACACCUAGCGCCUAUGGUCAGCCUCCCCCAGCUGGAGGGGGAGGGGCAGGUCUGGAGGACCCCCGAGCUUUUCACCCCCCCACCUUGUCCCCACGACUACUGCAUCCUGCUGCUCACCACCACCACCAUCAUCAGCAACAACAGCAUCAUGUGACGCAACAGCAGCAAGGAGCCAUGGUCAUGGACUUGCAUGAACAGCUGCAGCAGGGGAGUGUACCAGUCUCCUACACAGUGACCCCAGUGCCUCCACACGGUCUUGCAGCGCCUUUGUGUAGCGGCCAGCACCUUCCCCCUACCUGUUCCUCACAACAAGUCCCCGCCUGCAGCAUGGUCUUCAGCACUGGACAGCACUACCACCCGAUGCUACAGGCAUGUUCAAUGCAACAUUUGCCGGUGCCCUAUGCCUUUCCCUCACUGCUAUCAAGUGACCCUCAGUUCCUGCUUCCCCAUCCACCCCACCUCUCUCAUCACCCAACCCACCUCCCCACACCCGGACAGUUCCUGCCUUUCCAGACGCAACAGCCUCGAUCGCCCUUACAGAGGAUUGAAAAUGAGGUUGAGCUUCUAGGAGAGCAGCUUUCUGUGGGUGGAGGCUUUAGCUACGCCCACCAUCACCACCACCACCAUCACCACCAGCCUCACUCCACCCUGCCGCCCUCCACACCACUCCAGUUCCUCUCGCACCAUGACCCUCUGUCACAGGAGCUCUUUACAGUGCCCUAUCCUCACUUUAUGCCUCGCCGAUUCACAAGUCGGCGUUACCGCUCUCAGCAGGCUGUACCCCCGUCACCCUAUCACCCCAGCUUCCUGCCUUACUUCCUAUCCAUGCUUCCUGUACCCCCAAAUGUGGCCCCCACUAUCAGUCUAGAGCUGGAUGUGGACGAAGGAGAGGUGGAGAACUAUGAGGCCCUGUUGAACCUCGCAGAACGUCUAGGAGAGGCUAAGCCCCGUGGUCUAACUAAGGCAGAUAUAGAACAGCUUCCAUCAUACAGGUUCAACCCCAACAACCAUCAGUCUGAGCAAACACUGUGUGUGGUAUGUAUGUGUGACUUUGAGUCUCGCCAGCUCCUAAGGGUCUUGCCCUGUAAUCACGAAUUCCACGCCAAGUGUGUAGACAAGUGGCUUAAGGCUAACCGAACCUGUCCUAUCUGUCGAGCCGACGCCUCUGAGGUCCAGCGGGAUUCUGAGUGACCUCACAAAGUCCAUACCCACACAAUCCCUGACUCCCUUUUGGAUGCACCAACAAAUCAGUGAACUUCUCUACUUCUGUCAUACUCCUGCACUCACAUGUUCUGCCACAUAUCUGGGACCAGUGCUCCUUCUUUCUUCACUCUAUAUCCCCCAGGACACUUAACAGUAAUUCUCACCUGGAAUCAGCAACUUUCUACUGACUCAAGCUCACUUUGUUGCUGGACUUCCUGGGCCUUCUGUUUUGAACUACUACACCCCUACGUCUCUGCCUUCUGCUCAUGGUUCCUAUGAAUGGCCUUUGAAACACAUACAGUGUCAUGUGCAGGUGGACAUAGAUAUGUGUACUGUCUUAAACUCAUUAUGAGCCCUUCCAAACUGAUGCGACCUGUUCAGUCUUCAAGGUGAUGGACAGAGAAAGAGACUUCUUUGGAAAACGUCUGUAUAGUUGUACUAACAAACAUUUAUGGAGAAUUGGCAGUCCAACAAUUUUAUGUUAAUCUCAUUGUUAUUAUGGCUAUAAUUAAGCAUUCACAUCUUGGCUUGCAGAGGCUGUCAUUUUUACUAGAUGCAUUAUAAUUGCCGGUGGGCAGUAUCAGUCUUUUUAACUUAUGUAUGUGUGUUCUUGCAUUCCUCGGCGUGAGAGCAGUCUGUAGGGGGUAAAGGCAAAGAUACUGUACACUGUGUCAAAGAGUGAGCUACUUUGGAACAGUAAAAAAUAGACUUUGUUUUCUCUGUGGGGGUGUGUGUGAGUUCAUGUGAUAAAGUGCAUGGAUCCACCCAUUCCCCCCCAAAUCAAAUCCACAUGGAUUUAGACUCACUGGGGGCUGAAGGUAGCUUGAGACCUUUGCAGCCAAGAAUUUAGAAAACAAAGUUAAAAAAUCAUAGUGUAGGAUAAAGAACUCCUCCAGGGAAGUUGGCAAUGCUUUUUUGUCAUGUUUCUUUUUUCCCCCCUCUCUACAAGUUUGACUCCAUCACUCCAUGUUGGCCCAUCUGCACUGUUCGUAGUAAAGGCUGGAGACUUUUGAAAGACCGAUCAGGUCUAUUCAUCUUUCUGGAUAUCCACUAAGCUCUCCCCCAGGGCGCAUUAUGUGAAUACAGCUGGAUCUUACAGAUGCGACACGGUGGAUGCAAAACAUUUAUUAAAAUCAUCACCAAAACAUUCAUACAUGCUCUUACUAGCUUUCACAUGGGAAUGAGGCCUGUGAAAACGUGUCUAUAACUGUGUAUCUGUCUUGGUACCCAAGCAGCUUUCUGUAAGUGUUGGUAAAUACAGAUGCAACAUUUUCUCUAUCAUGGACAAGGAACAAGUUUGAAGAGAUUUAAAAGUCUGCAACUAAAUUUACUGUUUCACCAGACGAUGGGUUUGACACUUGAGCACUUUAAUAUGUAGAUUUAAGACCUACACACUUUUCAUUCUGAACAAACCACUGAUGUAAGAACAAACGUUUGAAUGCAUUAAAAACAUGCAUGUUCUCUACAUCAAUUUCCUGUACCUACAGUUUCCCAAAUAUCAGUUUCUUUUAUAUUCUUCUCACUGCACAUCUGUGUAUGCCCAGAGGUUUUGGGGCUAUGUUUCUUAAUAAUACUUGAUCUCUGUAAGGCCUGUGACAGCAUGCAAUGGUGGAACUUGGAUGUUUCAUGGACAAAAUAGGUAUUCUAAUGUAAUUUAUCACUAUUUAUCACAAUUGGUGUUUUGUGCUGAGAUGGCAGCCUGUCAUAGGCCUUAUAGAGAUUGUCUGGAUAGACGUUUGGCUUGGAAAGUCCAGCCAGGCACCUGCAGUGUCUUACAUCUGAGAUUCUUUUUCUAAAGCUUCAUUUUCUCCAGGUACAGCUUGUGUUCAUCUAGUGUCAUCAGACCAAUACAUUUGUUCAAACCUGAGUUUUGAUUUCCAGUAAAUGCAAACCAGUGUCCAGGAGGAAGAUCAUUUUACAACUCUUCUUCAGUGUAUAACGUUUUGUAAUAUCCAUGGCAAUGGAGGGAAAUCACAUUUUGUCAUCUUUUUUUUUUCUUUAGGAUCAAAGGUUAUCUGUGACUGUAUGCAUCCAUGUUUGUGUCUUAGGAUUGUUUUGUUUUUUUGCUUGGUACACUAGCAAUUACCUCAGUCCCACUAUUUAUGUCUUUCAGAAAAUGGCACAACCAGUAUGAUUAGUGCUUAUCAAUUCAUUUUGUUAAUCUUUUCCAUGCAAGUUGUUGGGUUGUUUGAAUAUUGUCCUCUUCCUAACUCUAUGAAGCUGUCAUUAAAAUGGUGUCAUAGUAGUUUCAUUAUGUAUAUCUGUAACCAAAAUCAUUUGAAGGCCUGUUAUUAUGAUGAUGAAAUUUUUAACAUUUGUACAUUUUGUAUGAGAGUUAUUACUAGUAUUACUUAAGUAGUGCAAUGAUUUUUUUAAAUCCCUUACCCCUGGUUCAAUAAUAAAUGUAUAACAUCCUCUUCUA